This is a messenger RNA of Yamadazyma tenuis ATCC 10573, 2049 nucleotides long. Lineage: Eukaryota; Fungi; Ascomycota; Pichiomycetes; Serinales; Debaryomycetaceae. The record is from RefSeq and is a predicted model, not a curated record.
CCCCGGUUAUUUUUCACUCGAGUUCAUUGCACUACACCAAGCAUGCAAGUAUAUCCUAAACAAUUGGAGUUCAAAAGCGACUUCAAGACGCCUACCACUGCCUACCUUACCGUCAAGAAUACCAGUUCAUAUCCAUUAGCUUUUAAGGCCAAAAUUAAUGUUAAGAAUGUGUAUUCUGUUAAACCUAAUAUCAGAGUUGUAAAUCCCCAGGAAUCGGUCAACGUCUCGUUUACUUUACCAACAUUGAGAUAUCGGUUACCUGUAAACUAUCAAUCGAAGCACCAAUUCUUAAUAAUGUCGUUGCCAAGUGAUGGUCUCACUACUGACGAACUCUCUAACAACUGGCCAGAGUUGCAGAAAAAGUACGGUGACUCCUUGCAAUUGGACAAAAUUAAGGUCAAGUAUGUGAACCUCAAUGAAUCUGCUGAGGCACCAGCCGCGGCUGCCGAUUUGGGUGUUGGAUCUCCAACUAAAUUGAAUGGAAAAUCCAAAAGGAUUUCCAAAUUUGUUGCUAACGGCUCAGCUAACAGCACCAAUGGUUCUGUCGCCGGAACAGCUGCUGCCGGUGCAGCCGUUGGGGCAGCGGGUGCGGUAGCAUCGGUAGGAGCUAAACGUUCCUCUGGUUCUACAAGUCGCCUGCCGGCCGAUGAAGUUCAGACUUAUAACGGUGCUCCACGUGAACAUGUUAGCCAACAGCCUUCAAACAACAAUUACCAAAGUGCGUACCAAGCUGCUAAGGCCAAAGAAAUCAAAGAAGCACAGGCGUCGCGGGAAUCACAGACGUUGGUACCUUCCGAUAUUUCAAAGGAAUUCGAGACUUUACACGAACUGAAUGAAAGAUUAGGGAAGAAAUUGGACAGUAUUGAAAGGUUGAUUAUCAUUGCAUUGAUGCUUCUUUCGUUUAUUCUUGGGAAAUCAAUGGUUUAGGUGCCAAGUUUGUAAAUCUCUGUUGUACUGUCCCUUGACAAACUUUUAUUAAGAUGAAUACGAGUCCAUUAGCUAUUAAAACAAGAGUUUACUAUGUACAAGUAACUAAAAGAUCUUAGAAAAUACCCAAAAACGAGGUAGAAUGAUUGGAAACUCCUUUCUUAAUAUCGUCCGCUGUUUGUUCGUAUUGAUUAACUUUGGUGUUAGAUUCCUCAAUCUUAUCGACUAAAUAUUUUAAUCUGUUGUCCAAUUUGUAUUCUUUGAAGUGGAAUUUACUCAACUCUUCUUCGUAAUCUUUAAUUUUAGCAGUUUCGAGCUUGGCCAAAUUAUUAUAGUGGCCGAUUUCGAGGCUCGCAAAGAUAUCUUUGUCGUCGAUCAAGGUCUUGAAGGCUGCUUUGAAAAUUGGCCUUCCAGUCCUGAUUUCGUUUAAGACCCCAUUUUCACGUCUGAGGGUAAGCAAGUCAUUCUUCUCUAAUGCUGACAAGACUUCCAUUGUGUUAUUACCAGCUUUAAACAAAGGCGAUUUGGUUAAUUCGUUGUAUUUGAUGAUGUCCUUAGAAGAUAACAAUUUUAUCAACUCCCACACUUGAAGGGGAUCCCAGUUCUUGAAGUCUUCAUCACCAGGCUUGGUAUUGUUGUACAAGAAAAAGGUGGUGAUUUGUUCAGCUGCUUGGGAUACCAUUUCUGUUAAAGAUUGCUGAGGAGUCUCACCAGACCUUAUUCGUCUGAUAAAUGCUUGUAAAUCUAACAUUCUGCCUCCCAAUGGCUUCAAAGUUUCCUUAAUAAUAUCCGAAUUGAACUUCUCGUAUCUUAAAUCUUUUAACUUGUUCAUCACAUAGUAAUAACUACUGGUUUCGGAAGCAUCGUUCAAAGUGAUCGUCUUGAAAACCUGAUUUGGCAAAGAGGAAUUCAAUACCAGAAUGGAACCAACAUCAUUGGUGAUAAAAAUGACAUGCGCUAAAUUGCUUUGAACAAGAGUAGCAGCCCAAUCACUCAUCAUCUUGUAAAUAAAAUCAUUGGAGCUAUUUCGAGAUUUACUGGCAAAUUUGUUGAUGACAAUAACAGGCUUAGCUUCAGGACGUUGCUGUAAAUACUCAUCAGGUUUCAUCACAUCAUCCAACU